AUUAAGCCGAGGUAUAUACAUAAACAUAUCCAUAUUGAUAUCCGAAUCCAACCUCUGGUUCUGCAGAAGAAGGGAGAGGCAAGGAUGAAGAGAGUGGGAGUGGUCGGUGCGGGGAUUAGUGGUCUGGUCUGUGCAUAUGAACUGGCAAAAGCAGGAGUUCAAGUGGUGGUUCAUGAGAAAGAAGACUACUUGGGAGGCCAUUCCAGGACUGUCAAUGCUGAUGGCUUUGAUCUUGACUUGGGCUUCAUGGUCUUCAAUCGGGUGACGUAUCCAAACAUGAUGGAGUUAUUCGAGAGUUUGGGAGUUGACAUGGAACUAUCAGACAUGUCGUUUGCUGUGAGCCUUGACAAAGGCCGAGGUUGCGAAUGGGGCAGCCGAAACGGUUUCUCCGGCUUAUUUGCCCAGAAAACAAACAUCCUCAACCCUUACUUCUGGCAAAUGAUUCGUGAAAUCGUCAGCUUCAAGCAUGAUGUUCUAAGCUAUCUUGAUAUGCUUGAGAAUAACCCAGAUAUUGAUCGCAAUGAGACUUUGGGCCAGUUCGUCAGCUCAAGGGGUUACUCUGAACUGUUCCAAAAAGCUUACCUUAUUCCAAUCUGUGGUUCGAUUUGGUCCUGCCCCUCUCAAGGAGUUAUGAGCUUUUCUGCUUUCUCAGUUCUCUCAUUCUGUCGCAACCAUCAUCUACUUCAGCUCUUUGGCCGGCCCCAAUGGCUUACUGUCAAAGGGCGCUCACACAACUACGUUAGAAAGGUCAAAGAGGAGCUUCAAAAUAGAGGUUGCCAAAUAGUAACCAACUCUGAAGUAAUAUCAGUUUCAACCUCUGAAAAAGGAUGCGUUGUGCUAUGCAAUGAUGGUACGCAAGAAAUCUAUGAUGGAUGCAUAAUGGCCGUACAUGCCCCUGAUACUUUGAAGAUAUUGGGUGACCAAGCAACAUUUGAUGAGAGGAGAAUCCUUGGAGCUUUUCAGUACGAGUACAGUGAUAUUUUUCUUCAUCGUGAUAAAAAUUUAAUGCCCAAAAACCCAGCAGCAUGGAGUGCCUGGAAUUUCUUGGGAGAUACUAGCAAUAGAGUGUGCGUGACAUACUGGCUCAAUAUUCUUCAGAACUUGGGAGAAACAAGUCUACCAUUUCUUGUAACUCUGAAUCCUGAUCACACGCCACAAAAUGCGUUGCUUAAGUGGUCAACUGGCCAUCCACUCCCUUCUGUCGCUGCGUCAAAAGCUUCAUCUGAAUUAGAUCUCAUUCAAGGGAAAAGAAGAAUCUGGUUCUGUGGCGCCUACCUAGGUUAUGGAUUUCAUGAGGAUGGAUUAAAGGCUGGCAUGACUGCAGCACAUGGGGUUCUUGGAAGAUGUUAUCCCCUUAUAAGCAACCCAAAACACAUGGUACCUUCUUGGACAGAACUGGGCGCUCGACUUUUUGUGACCAGAUUCCUGAAAUCAUAUAUCUCUGCUGGGUGUUUAAUUUUAUUAGAGGAAGGAGGGACAAUGUUCACCUUUGAGGGACAAGGGAAAGGGAGCCUAUUAAAAAGUGUUAUCAGGGUCUACACUCCUCGUUUCUACUGGAAGGUUAUGACACAAGCUGAUUUAGGCCUUGCAGAUGCAUACAUCAACGGGGACUUUUCAUUCGUUGAUCAAGACGAGGGCCUUUUAAACUUCUUUUUGAUUCUCAUAGCGAACAGAGAUUCAGAUGCUACAACUUCUGAUUUUGAUGGCUUUAGGGGUUGGUGGACACCGGUUUUAUUCACAUCUUGCAUAGCGUCUGCAAAGUUCUUCAUUGAGCAUGUUUCAAGGAAAAAUAAUCUUACACAGGCUCGAAGGAACAUCUCUAGGCAUUAUGAUCUGAGCAAUGAACUCUUCGCUCUUUUCUUGGAUGAAACGAUGACUUACUCAUGUGCUGUGUUUAAGAAUGAAAACGAAGACCUAAAAGGUGCACAGAUGAGAAAAAUCUCGCUUCUGAUUGAAAAAGCAAGAAUAGGAAAAAAACAUGAAAUUCUUGAGAUAGGAUGCGGAUGGGGCAGCUUAGCCAUUGAAGUUGUCAAACGAACUGGUUGCAGUUACACUGGCAUAACAUUGUCCAAGGAGCAACUGAAAUUAGCAGAAAAGAGAGUUAGAGAUGCUGGGCUUCAGGACAAUAUCAAAUUUCUUCUGUGUGAUUAUCGCCAAUUACCCAAGACAUGCAAAUUUGAUAGGAUUAUAUCUUGUGAGAUGAUAGAAGCUGUUGGUCAUGAAUAUAUGGAAGAGUUCUUUGGUUGUUGUGAAUCAAUAUUGGCUAAAGAUGGACUUUUUGUUCUGCAGUUCAUAUCAAUACCGGAUGAGCGUUAUGAUGAGUACAGACGCAGUUCAGAUUUUAUAAAGGAGUAUAUUUUUCCAGGCGGUUGCUUACCCUCUCUGAGCCGAAUAACAUCAGCUAUGGCAGCUGCAUCUAGAUUCUGUGUGGAGCACAUAGAAAAUAUAGGAAUUCAUUACUACCAAACGCUAAGGUGGUGGAGGAAGAACUUCAUGAAAAGGCAGAAUGAAAUCCUGGCUCUUGGAUUUAAUGAGAAGUUCAUUCGGACAUGGGAGUACUACUUUGAUUACAGUGCAGCAGGUUUUAAGUCUCAUACACUCGGGAAUUAUCAGGUGGUCUUUUCACGCCCUGGGAACACUAGUGCGUUCAGAGAUCCGUACAAAAGUUGGCCCUCAUCUUGAUUUGAUUCUCAGUGAAGCAAAAUCUUCGCGUUCAAGCAAAGUUAGAGCUAGCUGAAUCAUUGAACUUCCAUGGCUCUCAUAUUCGAUAAAAUUUUCAUUUAUUACAUUUGCAGAGUGAAUUGUAUCUAGCCUUCUAUUUUGUGCUGUCAACCCAUUCGACAUUCUUUUCAAUAGCUUUAAUUUCUUUAUUAUGGCAUGUGUCUGAUCAGGAGAUAUUUGUUUGUUUGGGGAGACUAUAGAUUUAUUGAUCAUCUUUUUAUUAUU
Neltuma alba is the source of this 2946-nucleotide messenger RNA. RefSeq lists its product as uncharacterized. The annotation marks the transcript as partial. The record is from RefSeq and is a predicted model, not a curated record. NCBI's taxonomy places the organism in Eukaryota, Viridiplantae, Streptophyta, Magnoliopsida, Fabales, Fabaceae. The transcript has 24 exons. Gene Ontology annotation, molecular function: methyltransferase activity; oxidoreductase activity.